Venustampulla echinocandica is the source of this 1689-nucleotide messenger RNA. Its product is annotated as Carboxypeptidase. Gene Ontology annotation, biological process: proteolysis. The coding region runs from base 1 to 1689 and encodes 562 amino acids. The transcript is spliced from 14 exons. The record is from RefSeq and is a predicted model, not a curated record. Gene Ontology annotation, cellular component: fungal-type vacuole. Gene Ontology annotation, molecular function: serine-type carboxypeptidase activity. NCBI's taxonomy places the organism in Eukaryota, Fungi, Ascomycota, Leotiomycetes, Helotiales, Pleuroascaceae.
AUGAUUUGUUUUCUGGUAGCCGCCUUGGUACUCCUUGUUGUUGUCGACGGAGCCAAACCCACCCGGCCAAAUAUCCAAGCUCAUUCCAAAUAUAAUCCAAAACGGGCACGACAGCUUCCGGCAGAUACUGUAGGCGUAAAGACGCUCACUACACCUCAAAAUAUUACAAUUCGGUAUAAGGAACCAGGCAAAGAAGGUGUCUGCGAGACCACACCAGGUGUCAAUUCUUACUCCGGAUACAUUGAUCUUGAUGAGAACUCACACACCUUCUUUUGGUUCUUCGAGGCAAGACACAAUCCAAAGGAGGCACCCAUUACACUCUGGUUAAAUGGUGGCCCAGGCUCGGAUUCGAUGAUAGGACUUUUCGAAGAACUCGGUCCCUGCUCUAUCACCAAGAACCUCACUUCCCAAAUCAACCCGUAUUCUUGGACAGAAGUUUCUAACAUGCUCUUUCUCUCACAACCCCUUGGUGUUGGGUUCUCAUAUUCACAGGAAGAGCCAGGAAGCCUGAACCCAAUUACAGGCGUUGUGGAAAAUGCAUCUUUUGCAGGGCCCCAAGGAAGAUAUCCGGUUAUCAAUGCCACUGCGAUAGAUACUACUGAACUAGCAGCUGUUGCAGCAUGGCAUGUGCUUCAGGGGUUCCUUGGAGGCCUACCCCAGCUUAAUCCAAAUACGCAGUCGAAGGAAUUCAACCUCUGGACCGAAAGUUAUGGUGGUCAUUACGGGCCUGCAUUCUUCGAUUAUUUCUAUGAGCAGAACGAGUUGAUCGCCAAUGGCACUAGCCAAGGAAUCCAGCUCAACUUCAACACACUUGGCAUAAUCAACGGAUUGAUUGAUGAAGCUAUUCAAGUUCCCUACUACCCUGAGUUUGCUGUAAACAAUACCUAUGGAAUUGUCGCCUACAACGAAACUGUGUAUAACUACGCCAAAUUUGCAACCCAUAUGAUUGGUGGAUGUUUAGAUCAAAUAGAGUCAUGCAGGAAGACAAAUAGAAGCGCACUCGCAGAUUUUGCGAUAUGCACUGAAGCAGCGAACUUAUGUAGAGAUAAUGUCGAAAGCGUUUACUAUUCCUAUGGCGGCCGCGGCGCUUAUGAUAUCAGGCACCCCCUUGAUGACCCAACUCCAGAGAGCUAUUACGCUAACUAUCUGAAUUUGGCAUCGACUUCGGCCGCACUAGGUGUGGAUCUCAAUUAUAGCUCGACUUCUAACGAUGAUGUCUAUUUCGCUUUUCAGCAGACUGGCGAUUUCGUUUUCCCUGAUUUUAAGGAAGACCUGGAAAAAAUCCUGAACAACAGCGUCCGAGUUGCUCUCAUUUAUGGCGACGCGGAUUAUAUAUGCAAUUGGUUUGGUGGUGAGGCAGUUUCUCUCGCAGUCAACUACACCAAUAAGAAAGAAUUCGCCGCGGCCGGAUACGAUCCUUUUAUUGUUGACAGCACCGAGUACGGCGAAUCUGGUCACGAAGUGCCAUACUAUCAACCUAAAGCCAGUCUAGAGAUGUUUAGGCGCACACUUCUGGGCUUGGAUGUGGCCAAUGGGAAGGGAAAAAUCACUGGGAACUUCUCAAGUCCCGGUCUCGCUCAUGCGACUCAUACGGAGCCAUUCGUGCCAUUACCAUCAUCGACAAGCUCGGCUGCUGCGUCAAGUUCAAGCUCUGUUGUUAAGGGACGUCCACGUAUUCCGCGGUCGUAA